Molecule: messenger RNA, 1472 nt
Organism: Anguilla rostrata (American eel)
Lineage: Eukaryota; Metazoa; Chordata; Actinopteri; Anguilliformes; Anguillidae
Gene: tomm22
Product: translocase of outer mitochondrial membrane 22 homolog (yeast)
Exons: 4
Coding region: 218-622 (134 amino acids)
Biological process (GO): intracellular protein transport
Cellular component (GO): mitochondrial outer membrane
Source: RefSeq, a predicted model, not a curated record
UGAUUCAAUUUCCGUCAUCCAAUGCGCAUGCGUUCCAAGUGACCUCAGCUUGUCGGCGCAGAGGCGAAGCACGCUUUUUGGCUCUCAUUUACGCAAGCCGGUGUGAUAUCAGAAAACACCACGGUAAAAACACACGGGACCGGCUUGCGGCAUAAACGCUGCGGUUAUUUUCGCACCAGUGUUUAUAUCAUUUUGGUGUUGUUGAUUUAACUUCUUAAUGGCUGGAAUCGAGGAGCUGUCUCCUGCCGCAGGCCCUGCUGAGACUCGGGCCCCCGAAGACGAAAUCGAAGGAGAUGAUGAGGACGAGGAGCUGGACGAAACGCUUUCGGAGAGGCUGUGGGGACUGACCGAGAUGUUCCCGGACAAACUGCGCUCGGCGGCAGAAGUGUCCAUGAGCUGCUCAGUGUCCGUAGCUAAGAAAAUGUACAGCUUCACGCGCUCUGCUCUUUGGGUGGGCACCACCUCCUUCAUGAUCCUGGUGCUGCCCGUGGUUUUUGAGACAGAGAGGCUGCAACUGGAGCAGCAGCAGCUACAGCAGCAGAGACAGAUCCUGUUGGGACCCAACACGGGUAUGUCAGGUGGAAUGGCAGGGAUGAUGCCUCCUGUUCCAGGGAAGAUGUGAUGAAGAGCUCCUUCUGUCAACCCUUGAGCUACAAGGAGUGAAGGGGAGACGGGGGAAGUGAUGGAGGAGGAGGUGAACGGCGGAGAGGAGAGAGGAAACUGCAGUGGGUUAGCACACACAAGCUCAUUCCAUAACUGGAGGUCGGGGUGUGCAAGGAAGGGGCUAUCCUCUUCUGGACUGCCGACUACCACUGUUCAUGCAAGCCAACCUCUCUCUCGCUGCCUCUUGCAGACAACAUCUUGCAGAGACUGACUUCUAACCGCUGUCCUUUUUUUAUAGAUAUAUACAUAUGUAUGUGUUUCAAGGGGUAGGGAAAGGAUGUGUCAUAAAGGGUUUUUUGGGGUUAUCAGAGUAUGUGGGCGUUAAUGUUUUUUAAAAAAUAAAAGGCUAUACAAUUUGACAUUUAAAUUUUGGAGCCCGGUGGCUGUCCAUUGUGAUUUUGCUUUCUCGGUAAGCCAACCACCACAGGGGGGGGGUUGAGGACUGUUCUGAUUUACAUGCAUGUUGAGUGGAAAUGCAGUCUGAUGUGUUACGGAGGUACAGUUUUUACCGCACAAUGAAUUGCUAUUUGAUCCUAGACUUUGAGUUACUGUUUCUGACACUUCAGGUAAUUUUGGGGAACAACACUAAAAGUCAAGUCUAUUGCACCAGGAAUUUUACAGCACAUUCCCCGCAUAUAUUGUGUAAAUGUAAACACAAUGACCCUCUGCCUGAGAGAAUGCAUCUGUUAACAUUUUUUUCUUUGCACCCAUCCCUUUUACCUUUGCACCCUCUUACCCUUUUCGCCUAAGCAAGUCCUGUCGCUCUGACAUGACUGGAGGAAUAAAAAUCAUUGAAAUGAUGGUCCAUA